UGGUGGGCGAGACCAAGCGCGAGGGAAGGACAGGCGGCGAGCGUCGGGGGCCGCGCUUUCCGCACGCAGCCGGGGCUGCCCCACGCCCCGUAGCUUCCCCUCCUGCAGCUCCACAAAUGGUCCGGCCCGCAAGCAAGGGGGCGUGUCGGGCUUUGAAAAGCCGGCGGGUGCGCGCUUGAGAAAGAAGGCGGGAAAAUGGCGGAUUUCUCCGGGCGCGGAGCUGGGAAGCCUGUGACUGGCCCCACCAAUCCUGGCAGCGCCAAGAAGAAGGAGAAAAGAGUUCAAGGUGGAAGAGUGGUUGAGUCCCGAUACCUGCAGUACGAGAAGAAGACAGCCCAAAAGGCUCCUGCAGGAGAUGGGUCACAGACCCGAGGGAAGACGUCUGAAGGUGGAAGGAAACCCAGCCUGCUCCACAAAAGCAAAGCAGAUAGCAGUGGGGUUGCAAAGGGGGACCUGCAGUCCACGUUGCUGGAAGGGCAUGGUACAGCCCCGCCUGACCUGGAUCUCUCUGCCAUUAAUGACAAAAGCAUCAUCAGAAAGACGCCACAGUUAGCAAAAACAGUACCAAAGAAACCUGAGUCAACAUCGUUUUCUGCCCCUCGGAAAAAGAGCCCAGAUUUAUCUGAAGCAAUGGAAAUGAUGGAGUCUCAGACACUACUGCUGACGCUACUGGCUGUAAAGAUGGAGAACAAUCUUGCUGAGUUUGAAAGAAGGGCAGAAAAGAAUUUAUUAAUAAUGUGUAAGGAGAAGGAGAAGCUACAGAAAAAGGCCCAUGAGCUGAAAUGCAGGCUUCUCCUCUCUCAGAGGAAGCGGGAGCUGGCAGAUGUCCUGGAUGCCCAGGUCCAGAUGCUCAGCCCCUUCGAGGCUGUGGCCACACGCUUCAGGGAGCAAUACAGGACGUUCGCCACAGCCCUGGACACCACCAGGCAUGAGCUCCCUGUGAGGUCCAUCCACCUGGAGGGAGACGGGCAGCAGCUCUUAGGAGUUUCGCCCAGGUGCUGGAACUCUCCGCAGAGGCGAGCAAAGAGGCAGCCUUGGCAAACCAGGAAGUCUGGGAAGAGGGUCAGGGCCUGGCGCCUCCUAGCCAGUGGUAUUUCAAUCAAGACACCACCUGCGGAGAAUCUCGGGGAGCACCCAAGAACACGCCCCUGUCUGAGGACGACACCCCUGGUGCCUCGUCAGCCCCUACUCAGGCCACAUUCAUCAGCCCAAGGGAAGACGUUUCUUCAAGCAGCCAGGGAGAAGCCAUGUCCUCUGCCGCUCAUUCAGGGAGGGACUUGGGGUGACUCGUGACAUUCAGGACACUUGAGCACUUUAUACACUACCCUAGCACUGGAGCCGUUUUUUAAUGUGAUAAUCUUGUUUGAUUCUUAAAAAAUAAACCCAUUUUGCAGUUGAAGCCCUCGUUUUCUAUGAGGGGGCCGGUUGGAAGACCUGUGUUGUCUCGAGUUCUGAGUGACUGGUCCGGAAAUUUAGGACCCCCACGACAUGCUGAGUAUCCCACUGUCACGAUUAUUUCAUGUCCUUCAGUCACGAGGGUGGUGGUGGGACAGCAAGUUACGAAUUGGCCCUUGAGUGGACAUAGUUCAUUUUUUUAAUUAAUUAUUUGGAAAUGUAAAUCGUUUUUGUUGUUGUUGUUCGUGUGUUUAUUGUCUUUUUCUGAAAAAUCCUGAUAGAAAAUUGUUUGGUUUAGCUCUCAGCAGCCUGCUUCUGAGCUCUGAGGAAGCUUGCCUUCUUUUGAGCUACCUGAUCUUUCUUCUGAGCAAGGGACAUUUUGGGGCGGUUCCACCUCUUCCUCUUAGCUUCUUUCUUGGGCUUCUUUUCAUAGACUGGAUUCUCUCGUAUAGGAGCAUGAACUUUUUAUACAUCUCCAUCAUGUCUGGAGUUACGCCCUUCUUUAUGUGUUGAGAGAACUGUUUCUUGUAAGCAUCUUCAUCUUCUGCCAUUCAGUAGUGCGUGUCAUCUGCAACAUUCUGGCCCAUGGUGUGCUUCUGCGUUAAAUUGCUUGCUUUCAGAAUCCUACCCAGGGAAUCGUUCGGUACUGUGAGGGAUAACAAGCCUCCAUCCACAGCUCCCUUCAGGGCGCCAAAAACUUUAUUGCCAUUCGUAGUUCUGGCAAGGCCUGCAUCC
Molecule: messenger RNA, 2130 nt
Organism: Sapajus apella (tufted capuchin)
Lineage: Eukaryota; Metazoa; Chordata; Mammalia; Primates; Cebidae
Gene: HAUS8
Product: HAUS augmin like complex subunit 8
Exons: 10
Coding region: 196-1293 (365 amino acids)
Biological process (GO): centrosome cycle; spindle assembly
Cellular component (GO): nuclear microtubule; cytoplasm; centrosome
Molecular function (GO): microtubule binding
Source: RefSeq, a predicted model, not a curated record